Drosophila ficusphila is the source of this 177-nucleotide messenger RNA. RefSeq names its product bomanin Short 1-like. Gene Ontology annotation, biological process: defense response. Bases 1 to 177 code for a protein of 58 amino acids. The transcript has 2 exons. Lineage: Eukaryota; Metazoa; Arthropoda; Insecta; Diptera; Drosophilidae. The record is from RefSeq and is a predicted model, not a curated record.
AUGAAGUUCUUCGCAGUCUUCGCAGUGUUUGUGCUCAGUUUGCUGGCUAUUGCCAACGCCAUCCCCAUGCCAGAUCCCGAUAAUAUAUAUAUAAACGGUAACUGCAUAAACUGCCAUAUCACUGUAGGCAGAAGUGAAGAAGAGUACGAUGAUGAUUGUUCCAGAUGGUGCUGCUGA